CCAUAACUGAUAAGCUAACAAAGCGGAAACAUCGUGCCAUGGGAUCCACCCAGGAGCAACACUACACUGAUCAGCAGGCCUUGCUCGAUGCUCAGCUUGAGCUUUGGCACAGCACAUUCGCAUACAUCAAGUCCAUGGCACUUAAAUCCGCCAUGGAACUCCGCAUCGCCGACGCAAUCCAUCAUCAUGGCGGCACUGCCACCAUCACCCAAAUAGCCACCAAGGUCCAACUUCACCCCUCAAAGAUACCAUGCAUGCGUAGACUCAUGCGCGUGCUCAGUGUCACCGGCAUCUUCAGCAUUGCCAAUGCCAAGCACUCGGCUGGUGAUGGUGAUUGUGUCUAUGGUCUCACUCCGGCAUCUCGACUUCUUGUCGGCACUCUGAGCUUGACUCCUACACUAAGCUUGAUUCUCCAUAACACUUUUGUGUCCCCCUUCCUCGGUCUUGCCACCUGGUUUGAGCAUGAGCUGCCAGAUCUGACCCUCUUUGAGAUUUCGCAUGGAAAGACUGUGUGGGAUGUGAUCGGCCACGACGAAACCGUGAGCCCUCUCUUCAAUGCUGCAAUGGUCGCAGAUAGCCGCUUCCUCAUGGAUAUUGCCAUCAAAGAGUGUGGCUACGUUUUCCAGGGGAUAAGCUCCCUCAUUGAUGUUGCGGGGGGCCAUGGUGCAGCGGCACAGGCCAUCUCAAAGGCCUUCCCUCACAUAGACUGCAGUGUGCUGGAUCUCUCACACGUCGUAGCCAGUGCUCCUGCUAGCACCGGACUUAAAUACAUUGCUGGUGACAUGUUUGAGAGCAUUCCACCUGCGAACGCAGUCUUCCUCAAGUGGGUUAUGCAUGACUGGGAUGACUCCAAAUGUGUUACGAUAUUAAAGAACUGCAAGAAGGCUAUACCUCCACGAGAUGCAGGUGGAAAGGUGAUAAUAGUAGACACCGUAGUUGGUGCAGGGCCUUCAAAUCUUAAGCAUAGAGAAACAGAAGUAUUAUAUGAUCUCUUUAUUAUGGUUGUCAAUGGCAUUGAGAGAGAUGAGCAAGAGUGGAGGAAGAUUAUAUUUGAAGCUGGUUUCACUGAGUACAAAAUUAUACCAGUUUUAGGUGUUCGGUCAAUCGUCGAGCUCUACCCCUAAAAAUUAGCCAGUUGUAAGCUAUAAUCUAUUGGGUGUGUUUCCUGAAGCUCAUCUCUCAGUUGAAUACUUUGAUGUGUGGAUCAAUCUUUCGUUUAUGUGUGCAUGUAUGCAAGUGCUUGAACCAUAUUUAUGUUUAAAAGAUUUCGUGGUUAUAUA
Molecule: messenger RNA, 1280 nt
Organism: Setaria italica (foxtail millet)
Lineage: Eukaryota; Viridiplantae; Streptophyta; Magnoliopsida; Poales; Poaceae
Product: O-methyltransferase ZRP4
Exons: 2
Coding region: 39-1124 (361 amino acids)
Biological process (GO): methylation
Molecular function (GO): O-methyltransferase activity; S-adenosylmethionine-dependent methyltransferase activity; protein dimerization activity
Source: RefSeq, a predicted model, not a curated record